CGCGGCCGCGAGAACUACAAGGGGACCUCCGGAGUGAGUUCGUCCACGCUUUGAGAAGUAGGUUAGCAGGGUAGACUGGGAACCUUGCAAGAACCUUGGAACCUUGCAAGCCAAGCUAAACCACCGUGGGAGUAUUCUGUCAAGAAGUUACCGAAAUAGUGCAUCGAGACAAACAGGAAAACAUGCAACUUGAACUGUCGAAUUUCUUUGCAUUUAAUUAACUGGCGCAAGACUCUCCUCGCUGAUUUUUGCCUUAUUUUCUGAAAAAAUAUUUUCUAGUUCAUUAGGCUAAAGAAGUUUUUUUUUUACGUGCCAGCAAAUGCUGGUCUUUCAACAGUUUACAGAUAUUUCUAUUCAAUUUACAACCCACAUGAAGUCAAAUUCAUUGAUCCAGAAACGAUAAAUAUUCAACAUGAGAGCUCAAAUAGAAGUAAUACCCUGCAAGAUCUGUGGGGACAAGUCCUCAGGUAUUCACUAUGGGGUCAUUACCUGCGAAGGUUGCAAGGGGUUCUUCCGCCGCAGCCAGCAGAACAACGCCAUGUACUCGUGUUCCCGCCAGAGAAACUGUCUUAUUGACCGAACCAACCGCAACCGCUGCCAACACUGCAGACUGCAGAAGUGUCUGGCUUUGGGCAUGAGCCGGGAUGCGGUGAAGUUUGGCCGUAUGUCUAAGAAGCAGCGAGACAGCCUGUACUCGGAGGUUCAGAAGCACCAGAAGAACCAGGAGCUUCUGAACCAGGAGGUUGUGAACCAGGGGUGUCUGAACCAGGGUUUGUCCCUGACCAGGGAAGAUGUGGCAGGGGGAGACAGCGAGGGGGACAGGCACAGGGAGCUCAGUCACUCCUACAGCAGCGGCGGCUCCAGCUCCACCCUGAGUGACCUGGAUGACAUUCCCGACCUGUUUGACCUGCCCUUGACCCCAGAGGAGGCCCACAAGUACUGCAGCCUGGAGCUGCUGGGAGGCCACGGCGGAAGCACCGGGAACACCUCAAACUCUUCAUCAUUAUCAUCAUCCUCUAACAAUUCGUCCAAUCAGAACUCGCCGCAGCAGAAUCUGCUGGAUGUCACAGACGCCAAUGGAAUCAAACAUGAGUACCAGAUGUUGUCGCACACACAAGCCGCGCUGCUGGAGCCACUGGCCAAUGACUGCACUCUUAUGGAUAUAGAGCGUAUCACCCAGAGUGUGGUCAAGUCCCACUUGGAGACGAGUCAGUACAGUUCUGACGACCUGAAGAGGCUGACAUACAGUGGGAUUCAGUACUCACCUGAGGAGACCCGCAACUUCCAGUGCAAGUCUGAAGAGUUUAUGUGGCAGCAGUGUGCCCACCACAUCACCAAUGCCAUCCAGUACGUGGUGGAGUUUGCCAAACGCAUCACUGGCUUCAUGGACCUGUGUCAGAACGACCAAAUAAUUCUGCUCAAAGCAGGCUGUCUGGAGGUGCUGUUGAUCAGGAUGUGCAGGGCGUUUAACGCUAACACCAACACCAUGUUCUUUGAUGGCAAGUUUGCCUCCGCCCAGCUCUUCAAAGCCCUCGGUUGCGAUGACCUGGUCAGUGCCGUGUUUGACUUGGCUAAAGGACUCUGCCGCCUGCAGCUAACCGAUGAGGAAAUGGCUCUGUUCAGCGCCGCUGUCCUUCUGUCCCCAGAGCGACCAUGGCUGACCGACAGCCAAAAGGUCCGGAAGCUGCAGGAGAAGCUCUUCCUGGCUCUGCAACACAGACUGCACAUGAGCGGGGCCUCCGACGAGAAACUAGACCAGAUGGUGUCCAAGCUGCUGAUGAUGAAGUCCAUCUGUAAUCUCCACGUCAACAAGCUGGAGUUCUUCCGUCUGGUUCACCCCGAGACUGCAUACAGCUUCCCACCACUCUAUCGGGAAGUGUUCGGGAGUGAGAUCUCUCUACCCGACUCUACAAACAGCUCCUAGAGAGAAAUAUGGAGUGAAUGUGUUAGAGGCAGGUUAAGAAAAGUGUGGAGAUAUGGAAGCGAAAGGGGAGAUUGAGCGAGGGAUAUAAAUAUUGAACUCAGAAAUAACCAGCAGUUAACUAGACAAUCCAGGAUUUAAAAUACUCAGUUUCCCAGCAUGCUGUGGCGUUAUUCCUCCACUAUCCUAGCAGGCCAUGCACCUUACACUACAGACUUUUCCUUCAGGAUCCUGUUGUACCGUAGCACUCUGGACAAACUAAUGGGCAAUAUGCAUAUUCUACAGUGUGAACAUAAACCAUUUAGCAUUAGAACAUCGAUGCUCCCCAACCCCGUCAUGAAUGUACCUCACUGACAACCACCAAUGCACCAGCCAGAACCACACACCGAAUGUACAGUGGGGCAAAAAAGUAUUUAGUCAGCCACCAAUUGUGCAAGUUCUCCCACUUAAAAAGAUGAGAGAGGCCUGUAAUUUUCAUCAUAGGUACACUUCAACUAUGACAGACAAAAU
Molecule: messenger RNA, 2431 nt
Organism: Oncorhynchus gorbuscha (pink salmon)
Lineage: Eukaryota; Metazoa; Chordata; Actinopteri; Salmoniformes; Salmonidae
Product: nuclear receptor ROR-beta-like
Exons: 9
Coding region: 413-1924 (503 amino acids)
Biological process (GO): regulation of transcription by RNA polymerase II
Cellular component (GO): nucleus
Molecular function (GO): nuclear receptor activity; RNA polymerase II cis-regulatory region sequence-specific DNA binding; zinc ion binding
Source: RefSeq, a predicted model, not a curated record